AUGAUCGUGUUGGCAACAGCAGUGGCAGUGUCACUUUUCAUCUUCUAUCACUUCGUAUAUCGUACACUGUGCACAGGUCCCCUACAGAAAGUGCCUGGACCGAAGUUAUAUGCUAUAACAAAAUGGCGUCUUGCCCUUGACGACUACAAUGGAGCCAGAACGCGAUCUAUCCACUAUUUACAUCAGAAGUACGGAACGGCAGUACGAAUAAGUCCAAAGGAAGUGUCCUUCUCAUCCCUCUCAGCUUUGAGGACAAUCUACGGUGCUGGAUCGGGAUUUGAGAGAACAAGCUUUUACCGCAUGUUUGACGUCUAUGGCCGACAGAAUCUUUUCACUUUUGCUGGUGUCAAGCAGCAUGCCGACAGGAAGAAACUGUUGGCUCACGCCUACUCGAAAAGUGCGAUAUUGUCACCAACUGCAAUCGCGAAACCGCUUAUUGAGAAGAACGUGAAGAGCUACUUGGAAUUACUGGAACACGAAAAGGGGGUGACAGAGGAGAUCUUCCAAAGUCUUCACUGGUUCAGCCUUGAUAGCAUUACUGGAUUCCUCUACGGAGACCAGCAUGGAGGAACACAUGCACUCAAAGGAGACUCGGGAGAUAGAGCCCUUCUAGGUGAUAUUAUUGACCCUAGCCGGAGGUUGCUGAGUUGGUACACUGUCCAUAUGAAGAAUUACACGAAAUGGCUCUAUACGCGAACUGGAUUAAUGGAGAAGGUCGUUACCAACUUGGGAUUACUACCAAUGAAGAAACCCGCAACGUACACUGGUAUCCGAGCCCACGCGUUGAAAGCGUGGAAUAGUUUUGAAGCAUCUGUCACCGAGAACCCUCCAACGCGGGACAUGUCCAUCAUGGAGAAAUUAUGGCGACACAGCAUAUCCGAGAAAGGUCCGCGUCUUGAUGGCCUUGAUAUUGCAUCGGAAGCAGCAGAUCACUUUUUAGCCGGAAUUGACACGACAAGCGAUACAUUAAUGUUCACAAUAUGGGCGCUUUCACGACCGGAAAAUCGGAAGUACCAAGAGAAAUUGAUCCAGGAGGUUGACAGUAUCCCUGACACGGACUGCAACGCAGAUGGCAAUCCCAGCGCGGAGGUUGCGGAUAAAUUGCCAUAUCUCGACGCUAUUAUCAAAGAGACUCUUCGGCUAUAUGCGCCGUUGCCAGCAUCAGAGCCGCGAUCAUCUCUGGUGGAUACUAAAAUUGAUGGUUAUCUGAUCCCAGCUGGGACGGUAGUUAGUAUGUCACCAUAUAACCUCCACAGAAACCCGGAGGUGUUUCCAGAACCGUUGAAGUUCAAUCCAGAACGAUGGCAUGGUGAGAAUGGCGAUUGUACGGAGAUGAAGAAGUGGUUCUGGGCUUUUUCUAGCGGAGGGCGUAUGUGUAUUGGGCUACACCUUGCGAUGGCGGAAAUGACAACAUUACUCGCUGCGAUUUACAGAAGAUACACGACGAGUGGAUAUGACCGGCAAAAAGGCAUAAGUCCAGGGAUUACGAGUCGAUUUGAAGUCUUCUAUGACGAAAGUCUUCCCAAGUUUGAGGAACACGAAUGUUGGAUCGAUUUCAGGAAGCGUGAAGAGAAAUAG
Talaromyces marneffei is the source of this 1578-nucleotide messenger RNA. RefSeq lists its product as uncharacterized. Lineage: Eukaryota; Fungi; Ascomycota; Eurotiomycetes; Eurotiales; Trichocomaceae. The transcript is spliced from 3 exons. Bases 1 to 1578 code for a protein of 525 amino acids. The record is from RefSeq and is a predicted model, not a curated record. Gene Ontology annotation, molecular function: iron ion binding; heme binding; monooxygenase activity.